Sclerotinia borealis F-4128 is the source of this 1155-nucleotide messenger RNA. NCBI's taxonomy places the organism in Eukaryota, Fungi, Ascomycota, Leotiomycetes, Helotiales, Sclerotiniaceae. The record is from the annotation of a GenBank genome assembly.
AUGGCUGCAGCAACAGCUCAAUUCUUUGAUAUCCCCAAGAAAUAUAAAGCCAUCGUUUACGACAAGCCCGGAACCAUUUCCACAAAGAUCGAGCAAUUAGAUACACCUGAACCUGGACCUGGCGAUGUGCUUGUUCGACUCACCCAUAGUGGUGUCUGCCACAGUGAUAUGGGAAUCUGUGAAAACAGUUGGCGUGGCCUUCCUUAUCCGACGCAAGCUGGGCAAGUGGGCGGUCAUGAAGGGGUUGGAAUCGUCCAAAAAUUAGGCCCAGGUUCGGAGAAUGGUCGCGUGAAGCUGGGUGAUCGUGUUGGAAUCAAGUGGAUCGCAUAUGCUUGUGGAUCUUGUCUUCCUUGUCUUGCGGGUAAAGAUGGUGUUUGCUUCAAUCAAAAAAUCUCUGGCUAUUAUUAUCCGGGAACCUUCCAGCAAUACGCGCUCGCGCCAGCGAACUAUGUAACGCCGAUUCCAGAUGCUCUAGAUUCUAAGGACGCUGCUCCUCUACUAUGUGCUGGUGUCACGACGGGCCGGCCACCCCCUCAAGUAGGCGAAGCUCACAGAACUUUUGAAUUUAGAUAUUCAGCCUUGAGAAAAAGUGAUGCAGAAAGUGGACAAUGGGUUGUUAUCGCCGGUGCGGGAGGUGGUCUUGGCCACUUAGCUUGUCAAAUCGGAAGUCGUGGUAUGGCAAUGAGAAUUAUUGGAAUUGAUCAUGGAAGCAAGGAAGAAUUGGUAAAAGAAUGCGGGGCAGAAGUCUUCAUUGAUCUCACCAAGUUCGACGAUAAGGCAAUUGCAGAAGAAGUCAAGAGAGUCACAGGUGGACUUGGAGCAUCUGCUGUCAUCGUAUGCACUGCUUCUAAUCGCGCUUAUGCUCAAGCGCUUAGUUUCUUGAGAUUUGGAGGAACGUUGGUCUGCGUUGGAAUGCCGGAAGGCGACUCCCAACCUAUUGCCACCUCGUUCCCUGCAGCUAUGGUCGCCCAAGAAUGGAAGAUCAAGGGUUCGUCAGUAGGCAACCAACGUGAAGCAUUGGAGGUACUUGAGAUGGCCGCCAGAGGUAUUAUUAAGACUCGUAUUCGAAUGGAGAAGAUGGAGAACUUGACGGAGGUAUUCAAGGAGAUGUCGGAAGGUAAGAUGCAAGGAAGAGUCGUACUUGAUCUGGCAUAG